This is a messenger RNA of Tribolium castaneum (red flour beetle), 1410 nucleotides long. Its product is annotated as tetra-peptide repeat homeobox protein 1. NCBI's taxonomy places the organism in Eukaryota, Metazoa, Arthropoda, Insecta, Coleoptera, Tenebrionidae. The transcript has 2 exons. Bases 107 to 1318 code for a protein of 403 amino acids. The record is from RefSeq and is a predicted model, not a curated record.
GUAAAAUUUGUCGUCCAUCCAAGGUGUGGUCAAUAUAUAAGAAAGUCACUCGUCCACCUCAUUGUAUCAUUUCAUCUUCACCUUUCUUUUCACACACACGCACAAAAUGCGUAAAAUCGCGAUUCUACCAAUCAUACUAGCCUUUGCAAAUUUAGCAAAUUGUGGAGUAGUGAGUGGUGGAAUUAGCACCGAUUUAACACCGCCAAUUAGCACAAACUACGCAACCGGAUACGGAAGUGCAGUUGUAGAUCAAGUGCAUCUAGCUCACGGAGGUCACCUUGCCCUUGCUCAGGGGGCGGAAGUCGCUGGUGUUCCUGCAGCCGUUGAAGGCAUCGCUGCAGUUCCUGCAGUUGCAGAAAUACACAGCGUUGCAGUAGGGACGGGAGCAGGCGCGGCUGCAGUUCCCGCAGGAAUCGCAGGAGUUGCAGGAAUACAUGGCGUCGCUGUAGGAACAGGAGCAGGCGUUGCAGGAGUGGCUGGAGUUCCCGCAGGAAUCGCAGGAGUGGCUGCAGUUCCCGCCGGAAUCGCAGGAGUGGCUGCAGUUCCCGCAGGAAUCGCAGGACUAAUCGGUGGAGGCGUCCUGGGUCUAGGUACAGCCAACGUCGUCGAUGCUGGAACCACCUACAGCAGAAACACCCAACAAGUGGCAAUUCCUGUCCCACAGCCUGUCCCCGUUGUGGUCAAUCGUCCUGUUCCUGUGCCAGUUGCUGUCCCACAACCUGUGGAAGUCCCACGACCAGUUCGCGUUGAAGUUCCACAACCGGUUCCUGUCGUUAUUAAAAAAGCAGUUCAUGUGCCUGUCCCACGUCCCGUUCCUGUCCCAGUACAUCACCCUGUUUACGUAAAAGUACCAAAACCGGUUCCAGUCAGUGUACCACAACCCUAUCCCGUUAUUGUCCCGAAACCGUUCCCGGUUAAAGUACACACGAAAGUUGAGGUUCCUGUUCCCGUCCCGGUACAUCAUCAUCAUGAUCAUCACGAUUUCCACCAUGACCAUCACGAUCAUCAUGAUUUCCAUCAUUAUCAUCACGAUCAUGACCACCAUUAUCACCACCACGGCCAUCUCGUCAUUCCCGGAGGACUCAAAGGUGGUUUGAGCAGUAAAUUAACUGGCGGUUUAUCAAGUGGUUAUUCAUCUUACGCUGGCGGCCAUGGGCAUUACAUAAGUGGCCCCAAUUUCAGUGGAAGUGGUAGUUUUUCCAACCAUCAUCACCAUCAUCACGAUUUCCAUGAUCAUCACGAUCAUCACGAUUUCCACGAUCAUCAUUUUCACGGUUCGGGUCAACUGUAUGACAGUAACGGCGGCUACAAAUACUAAUAGAAGCUUGUUAUGUUACCAUAUUAUAAUCUAGUCGUUAUCAUUGCCUUUUGUUCAGUUUGUAAAGUGUUCAAUAAAGUUUAUUUUCAUAA